This is a messenger RNA of Cylicostephanus goldi, 303 nucleotides long. The record is from the annotation of a GenBank genome assembly. Lineage: Eukaryota; Metazoa; Nematoda; Chromadorea; Rhabditida; Strongylidae.
AUGUUACCUAUAUUUGCCACCGAAGAAAAAUGCAAAUUUGCAAGCAUCACACUUCAAAAUUUCAAAGAUCACUUACAAAAGAAAGGAAACCUACGAGAAUACUCCUCUUUGACGUCAUGCGAGGUUGAAGUAGCAGGGUCCGUUUCCGUCUUCCCAGGUGAUGGUACCGACUUGGAUGGUCUCGAACUAGAAGAUGGAUGUCCGACAGCAGUAGGUGCAGAAUGCCACGGAGACGUUGACGACGACGGGUCUAGAGACGACGCGCCCAGCAUCAACGCACAUCAAGCGCCCUCGGAUAUCUAA